This is a messenger RNA of Talaromyces amestolkiae, 1614 nucleotides long. RefSeq lists its product as uncharacterized. Gene Ontology annotation, cellular component: membrane. Gene Ontology annotation, molecular function: carbohydrate:proton symporter activity. The transcript has a single exon. Gene Ontology annotation, biological process: carbohydrate transport; transmembrane transport. Bases 1 to 1614 code for a protein of 537 amino acids. The record is from RefSeq and is a predicted model, not a curated record. Lineage: Eukaryota; Fungi; Ascomycota; Eurotiomycetes; Eurotiales; Trichocomaceae.
AUGAUGUCAAAAGACAAUCGCACCAGUCAAAAGCUGGAGAAGGCCUCUGAUGGACUCCAUGACGAUCAACUUGCCAUAGACGCCUUACGGGCGACUGCCAACGAACAUGACAUGACAUUGUGGCAAGCAAUACGGCUAUACCCGAAAGCAAUCGGAUGGUCCAUCUUUCUCUCAACAGCAAUUAUCAUGGAAGGCUACGACGUUGUUCUCAUGCAAAGCUUCUACGCAUUUCCAGCAUUCGCAAACCGAUACGGACAAAAGACUUCAAGCGGCGAUUACCAAGUUACAGCGCCUUGGCAAUCAGGCCUGUCGAACGGUGCAAAUGUUGGAGAAAUUCUCGGUUUGUUGAUUAAUGGAAUCGUGUCAGAACGCUAUGGGUACCGCUUUACCAUGAUCGCAUCUCUGAGCGCGUUGACUUGUUUUAUUUUUAUCCCUUUUUUUGCCUCCAACAUCGAGACGUUAGAAGUUGGGGAAAUAUUGAUGGGGAUUCCGUGGGGAGUUUUUCAAACAUUGACCACGGCAUACGCAUCGGAAGUUUGUCCGGUGGUGCUUAGAGGUUAUUUAACCACCUAUGUGAAUGUCUGCUGGGGGAUUGGCCAAUUAAUUGCCGCUGGGGUGUUGAGAGGAUUGCUUAACCGCACUGAUCAGUGGGCUUAUCGAAUACCAUUUGCGCUUCAGUGGUUGUGGCCAGUUCCGCUGAUAGUUGGUAUCUGUUUCGCACCAGAGUCGCCAUGGUGGUUGGUCAGAAAAGAUAGAGUUGAUGAUGCGCGGAAAGCGUUGCUUCGACUAACAAGUCAACGGCCCGAGAUCUCGGAUUCGACUUUUGAUGUUGACCAGACAAUUGCCAUGAUGGUGCACACUGAUGCACUUGAUCGAAGACUCACAAGCGGCACUUCAUAUUUGGACUGCUUCAGGGGCAUCGAUCUUCGGCGCACGGAGAUUGUCUGCGUAACGUGGGCAAUACAGAAUCUAUGUGGUGCGGCAUUCAUGGGGUAUUCUUCAUACUUCUUUCAGCAGGCCGGGCUAUCUGUUUCGUAUUCAUUCGACAUGUCGAUGGCGCUAUAUGCUGUAGCAAUUGUCGGUGUCUUUGCAUCAUGGUUUUUCAUGACUCAUUUUGGGCGGCGAGCGCUAUACCUCGGCGGACUGAUAUCCAUGUUCACCAUACUCCUCAUUAUCGGCCUCGUCGCUGUGGGUGACAAGUCAACCAACAGCGGAUGGGUCAUUGGAUCUUUACUGCUGGCCUACACGCUGUUUUACGAUAUUACCGUGGGCACCGUAGCAUUCUCCAUCGUAGCGGAGAUUCCUUCCAGUCGUCUCCGAACCAAGACCAUCGUCCUUGGACGGAAUCUGUAUAACGUGAUCGGAAUCAUCAAUGGAGUAAUAACUUCCUACAUGCUCAAUCCGUCAGCAUGGAACUGGAAAGGAAAAGCAGGAUUUUUCUGGGCUGGUUCAUGCUUCUUGUGUUUGGUGUGGACGUAUUUUCGUCUGCCGGAGCCAAAGGGGAGGACUUUUGAGGAACUGGACUUGUUGUUUGAGAAGAAAGUUAGUGCUCAGAAAUUCAAGCACACUGUGAUCAACCAUGAGGAAUCGUUUCAAGAGGCGAAGAAGACUUGA